UUCGCUAGGUGUAAUAAAACGAUACCGUUACGUCUCUCGGAGAAGACGCUUUAUUCACGCCGUGUUCUCGGUAUAGUUUAGCAAUGAUACGAGGUUCGGAAGCUGAAGAGUAGGCCAUGCACGGAAGUGUAUCUCUUCGUCGCGGUAGGCGUGCAUUGGGGAGAAUCCAUGCAUAAGCCGGACACGCGCCUUUCUACUCUCAGUAUGGCGCGUACUUUGAUCUAGAUUGUGGGAUUAAAAGACCGAAGUCCGAAUUAUUCUACAAUUGGGCGACACGUAUGAACGACUGGAAUUUUUUCCGUGUUCGUGAUUUAUCUUUAUGGUCAUUGUUUUCGUACUGUUGCGAGGAUGAUUUGUAUUCAACUGGUAUUGAGCCGGUAACGUUCAAAGUUGAUGGUUUGAAUAAUUGAAUUGAUUCUGUGAUAACGAAAAGAAAUUAUUGAACUCUAAGACAAGACUGUAUUGUUAAGUAAAGUGAAGAUGGAGAAAUUAGAAAGAGUUUUGCGACAAAGAAGAAUGUUGCUGCCCAAAAGGACAAGCGAAUUAGUUGCGUUGAUGGCCAUUUCUACUACACUAUUCCUUUUCAUACACACCAGAGAAUUGUCCACAAAAUUAAGGGAAAUGGAAGUAAGACUGCAACCAGAAGAUUUGAUCAGUUCCAACCAAAUCUUAUCAG
Agrilus planipennis (emerald ash borer) is the source of this 676-nucleotide messenger RNA. RefSeq names its product heparan sulfate 2-O-sulfotransferase pipe-like. The annotation marks the transcript as partial. NCBI's taxonomy places the organism in Eukaryota, Metazoa, Arthropoda, Insecta, Coleoptera, Buprestidae. The transcript has 2 exons. The record is from RefSeq and is a predicted model, not a curated record.